Molecule: messenger RNA, 1458 nt
Organism: Diaporthe batatas
Lineage: Eukaryota; Fungi; Ascomycota; Sordariomycetes; Diaporthales; Diaporthaceae
Exons: 2
Coding region: 297-1217 (306 amino acids)
Source: RefSeq, a predicted model, not a curated record
GAGCGGCUCAACAAAGGCUACGCGUGCAGCUUGCAAGGGUGCUCGAGAGCUCAACUUGGGAUGACGACAUGACUUCUAAGACAACUCCAUGACGACACGGCACAGACUGUUCCACAGCCAAACAGGGCUGCUUUGGAUUGGUUUGGUGCUUCAAAUAAAUGGCCAGCUCCCUCCUCUAGGAGCUCGACGCUCCGGCCCAGUCUUAUCACCACCAUCGAACCGCAUCUCUGUUCAAUUGGAAUCAAUCCACACUUAACUACCGAUUUUCCGUCGUGAUACAACAGCAAAUCGUCAAAAUGGUCAAAGACGAUAAGGAUGUCAUCGCCGAGUUUAAUGAAUACGUCAACAUGACGGCCUCGGAGCUGGAGAAAUGGCUGAAGUCGGAGGAAUCCAACCAAGCCGGAUGGCGCAAGGACGGCGAAGACGGAAAAUCCGUUGGUCAAGACUCGGGCGAGAAAAUCAUUGAGAUUCUGAAAGCCAAUCCCGACAAGGAUCCGGAGAAGUACACCGAGGACCAGAUUCAGCACAUGCGAAAGGUGGCCUCGUACUGCAAGCGACAUCUGGCGCAGGAAACUGGAAGCCUCGAGGAAAAGGAUCCGGAGGAGGCGAAGAAGACCAAGUCUUACAUUAGUUUGAAGAAUUGGGGCCAUGAUCCGCUCAAGGAACAAAAUGGAGGCAAGUCUUCCAGCAAGAGUGGAAGCAAACCCGAGUCAAAGAGUAAGGACGGAGAAGCAGAUGACGACGGGAAGGAAGAGAAAGCCGAUGAUGUAGCAGAGGGUGAGGGCGACGAGGAGGAUGUAGGAGAGGACGACAAGAAGACCGGUGAUAAGAGGAAGAAAUCUGGGUCACAAAACGGAUCCAACAAGAAGAGGGAGACCCGCCAAGGAGCCUCCUCAAAGAAAGAUGGCGAAGAGGAUGCUGAUGAAGAAGACGAGGAUGCCGAGGGCGAUGGUGAAAAUGGCGGAGAGGAAGAGGGAGGCGGCGAGUCUGGAGGCAAGAAGCCAUCUAAGAAUGGGCCCGCGAAGGGAGAGACAGUGAGCUGGAAGUGGGGCAGUGGCAACCCCGAGGGCAAGGUGCUUGAUGUCAAGGAGGACGAAGCAACAAUCAAGACUAAGAGAGGCAACGAGGUUUCUCGGAAGGGAGACCCGGAGGACCCUGCUGUGAUCCUGGAUACCGGAAAGUCCAAGGCUAUCAAAUCCGCACACGAGUUGAACUGAGCGGUCACAAUCUACACGAAAAACAACUUCAUGAGAUGGCGGUGACUUUAGCAUACAUAUUCACCGAAUUACAGGACAGCUACUACUGAGUGCAUAAAAAUGUUGGCUGCUAGAGGAUGACACGAGCGUCUGAUCAUUGGUACUGCGAAGGGCCGGUAAGGAUCAUUGCGAGGAUACUUGGCAGUGCAUCUCGGUAGUUGAGUAUGUGUAAAAGCAAUGCUGGCUGCAAGUUGCUACAUUU